This is a messenger RNA of Bipolaris oryzae ATCC 44560, 609 nucleotides long. RefSeq lists its product as uncharacterized. Lineage: Eukaryota; Fungi; Ascomycota; Dothideomycetes; Pleosporales; Pleosporaceae. The record is from RefSeq and is a predicted model, not a curated record. The transcript has 2 exons. Bases 1 to 609 code for a protein of 202 amino acids.
AUGUCCUUCGCCGGCUUAUCCUUCAUCUUUUGGCGCAUCUUCCAGUUCGUCACCCUCAUACCGACGCUGGGUAUGCUGGCCUGGUUCGUCGAUUGGUACAACUCGCGCCGGCUCCUCACUCCAACAUCCAUUCUCGUUCUCUUCAUUGUCUCGGUACUCGGUGCAGCAUGGGUCAUGGCCACUCUCUUCCUCUACACACGCGCCAGGCACUCUGCCAAAUUCGUUGCCUUUAUCGACCUCUUGUUCGUCGGCGCCUUUAUUGGUGCCGUCUAUGCGCUCCGAGGCAUCGCUGAUGCAGACUGCUCCAGCAUCAACCGCAGAGGAUCUUACAGCACUGAUCUGGGAUUGUUCACUAUUUCUGGAAACACCUGGGGCUGGGACGUGGACCGUUCCUGUGCUAUGCUCAAGGCGUCAUGGGCAUUCGGAAUCAUGAACAUCAUUUUCUUCUUCAUCACGUCAAUCCUGGCCCUGCUCGUUAGCCGCCAUCACCGUGAAGAUCGUGUCAUCGUUAAGCGCGAAGUUCACCGAUCUCGUCACGGCCACCGCUCUCGUAGCCCCCGCUACUCCACCCGAAGCCGCAGCCGCAGCCGACGCAGCUAUGUUGUAUAA